This is a messenger RNA of Capsella rubella, 1702 nucleotides long. Its product is annotated as probable inactive heme oxygenase 2, chloroplastic. Bases 539 to 1426 code for a protein of 295 amino acids. The record is from RefSeq and is a predicted model, not a curated record. NCBI's taxonomy places the organism in Eukaryota, Viridiplantae, Streptophyta, Magnoliopsida, Brassicales, Brassicaceae. Gene Ontology annotation, biological process: heme oxidation; phytochromobilin biosynthetic process. Gene Ontology annotation, molecular function: heme oxygenase (decyclizing) activity. The transcript has 8 exons.
UCAUCAUCUUAAACGAUAAUCAAAACACUAAAAACAUAGUUUUUCUUCUUUCUCUUCCCUACGAUAGAUUCGACGCCUUCCUUCUUAUCAUCCAUUCGGACAUUGAAUCAGAGAGUUCUUCUUGUCUUAGCUUGUUGAAACCCAAACUUUCAAUUCCUACAUCGAAUCAGUGAGUAUUGCUUUGUCCUCCAUUGUGUUCGAUUCCGAAAUCAAACACAAACUCAUCGAUUUCAUAUGGGUCUUCUUUGUCCGCCAUUGUUGGCCACAGAUUGAGCUUUAUAUUGUCGAUUUCGAAGUGGGUUUUGCGGAUUUUGGACAGUGCAGCGAUUGUUAUAAAGCAACCAAAGAGAUUUGAGGCAACCCUUUUCUCCUCUGUGUAAAAAGGAAAAAAAAUUGUGAAAGUGGAUUCCUUUGAAACAUCCACCUGACUAAAGGAAACAAUUCAUAAAGGAAAGUCUUCGUCUAAGUCCAAAUCGUUUACAGGCUGAAAAAGUGAAAGCGAAGAAAAGGCAGUCAUAUCUUCUGGUCGUCGGAAGCCAUGGCUUCUCUUCUCAGGCCAACUCCAAUACUCUCUACACCUCACAAGCUCACUCACUCUCAUCUCCACACCUAUACUCUCUCUCUCCCAUUCAAAAUCCCAACUCAGAGAAACCCACAUAAUCAAUUUCUCAAUCCAUGUCGUUCCUCAUCAACACCACCGUCACAGCAAAAGGCUUCACAGAGGAAGAGAACUAGGUACAGGAAACAGUACCCAGGAGAAAACAUUGGGAUAACUGAGGAAAUGAGAUUCGUAGCUAUGAGAUUACGCAAUGUUAGUGGAAAAAAAUUGAAUCUUUCUGGUGAUAAUACUGAAAACGAAGAAGAAUAUGAAGACGAUGAUGAUGAAGUAAAGGGAGAGACUUGGAGGCCGAGUGAAGAAGGGUUUCUUAAGUACUUAGUUGAUAGCAAGCUUGUCUUUGAUACUAUUGAACGAAUUGUUGACGAAUCUGAGAAUGUUUCAUAUGCUUACUUCAGGAGAACAGGAUUAGAGAGAUGUGAAAGUCUUGAGAAGGAUCUACAAUGGUUUAGAGGACAAGAUUUGGUUAUACCAGAACCAAGUAACAUUGGAGUUUCUUAUGCAAAGUAUUUGGAAGAACAAGCAGGAGAAAGUGCACCUUUGUUUCUUUCUCAUUUCUACAGUAUCUACUUUUCGCACAUUGCUGGUGGUCAAGUUAUUGUAAAAAAGGUAUCUGAGAAGCUUCUGGAAGGAAAGGAGAUGGAGUUCAAUAGGUGGGAAGGAGAUGCACAAGACUUACUUAAAGGCGUCCGUGAGAAGCUUAACGUGCUUGGAGAGCACUGGACUCGGGACGAGAAAAAUAAAUGCUUGAAGGAAACAGCAAAGGCAUUUAAGUCUAUGGGGCAGAUAAUUCGCUUGAUCAUCUUGUAAAAAUCUUGAUUUAAAUGUUAACGGAUCCCAGCACCAGACCUGUGUUCACGAUGGUCAGUGCUGGAAUUGAAGUUGAUGAACACCAGCCUCCAUGGCUGAAUGAGCCACCUUGUGUUCUUUGCUGGUCUAAGUCAGCUGUAAAGAGAAGCCAAAUUGCUAGUUGUAAAAUGUAGCCAUCGUCUGAGGAAUGUUUGAUGAAAUAUUGUUGUUCCUUAGUUUUAAACAAACAAAUUAUAUUAGAAUUUUGGUUUAACAGGGUUGAUCGGGUUGCGUUGU